Humulus lupulus (European hop) is the source of this 744-nucleotide messenger RNA. RefSeq lists its product as uncharacterized. The coding region runs from base 1 to 744 and encodes 247 amino acids. The transcript has a single exon. Lineage: Eukaryota; Viridiplantae; Streptophyta; Magnoliopsida; Rosales; Cannabaceae. The record is from RefSeq and is a predicted model, not a curated record.
AUGGCAUCCACUGGGUCCCAAUCUGAUUCCUCUGUUAGUCAAGCUCGCCGAGAACACGUUGUUGGUCCGGGCGUCGAUGCUCUGCUUCCUCUUCAAGCUCCACCUGCUGCAGUCCCAGCUCCUGUCGUGCCCAUGGUUCAAGCUCCAGUCGCCCCAUUGCUUGCUCCGAUUACAAUCCGCCCCAACCGGGAAAAUUACCCAUACUGGCGAUCCCAAGUGAUACCAGCCGUGAGAGCCCACGAGUGCAAUGGAUUUCUCUUUGGCACAAGACCGUGCCCUCCUCAAUACCUUGACCCUCCUGCAGAUCCGAAUCCCCUUCUACCUAGACAGGUAAACCCUCAAUUCACUCUUUGGAUUCGAACUGACCAAGCAAUUUUGAGUUGGUUGCUGAACUCUAUUUCAGAAGCCAUGAUGGGUCAUGUGCUUCGCUGUCAGUUCUCUCGUGAUGUGUGGGUUCUUCUUGAGAGUUUGUUCACCACUCAGUCCAGGGCUCGUAUACUUCAGCUUCGUUUUCAAUUACAAUCUCUCAAAAAUGGAUCUCUCUCUAUCCAUGACUAUAUUCUUAAAAUGAAAACCAUUGCUGAUGGUCUCACUGCUGCAGGUCAAGUUUUCAGUGAUGAUGAUCUAAUUUUAUAUAUUCUCGGUGGUCUUGGACCAGAAUACGACUCUGUUGUUAUCAAUCUUACUUCCAGGGGUGAUCGUUUAACUUUGUCUGAGGUUCAGUUUCUCCUUCAGAGUCAAUAA